AUGGACAGGUUCAGAGUGGGGCGUGCACGCCUUGGUCGUCAGUGUCGCUACAAUCAACAACUUUUUGCAAAAAAUUACCCCUUUCGGAAACUCGAGAUCAGGCCCAGCAGCGUUUACGCCUUGUUGAUCAAAUCGAUCAAUCAACUCGGGAACCAGCACAGCGAACUGCCGGGACUCAUGCACACUCAUCACAGCCUGAAGCCAGAUCGGGACGAGGUCAUGGGAAGGCAGAACGAGGGAUUGGAAUUUCGAGUCAUGACCCAGGAUGCUCAUUGUGAAGCGCCGUGCACAAAGCUAGUGCAGGCAACAGACAAACGGCUUCUCGCAACCACUGCAACUCCAGGCGGUUUGCAAGCCACACCCGAUGACAGUGAAACGGGGCUUGCUUGGGGCGUGCUGAUCCGCUACCUCGCCUUGAACGACAAAACAUGCGUAAGUGAGAUGUAUUGGGCAUCGUUCGAGGCCGUCGGGCGUAACGGCAAGCUUGCUCAUCCUGGUGGCAGGAUCGCGGAAGGAUUGAUGCAUGGCUUUGUGGUUAACCUUAGCUUGAGCUUGAGUAGAGGUUAG
Lindgomyces ingoldianus is the source of this 567-nucleotide messenger RNA. RefSeq lists its product as uncharacterized. The coding region runs from base 1 to 567 and encodes 188 amino acids. The transcript has 4 exons. The record is from RefSeq and is a predicted model, not a curated record. Lineage: Eukaryota; Fungi; Ascomycota; Dothideomycetes; Pleosporales; Lindgomycetaceae.